GAGUCGUAGUCCCGGCUGGCAGCGUCCGGAAGGACGGGAGGGCACGGGAGUGCAGCCCGCCCAUCUGGCUACUGGAGGUCACGUUCCCUAACUGAUCCCUUGGUUCUGUCGGGUGGAGCCUUCAGCGUACACGGCGAGAUUUGACUUUGCCACGGUCUCUCUUGGGUUUCAAUAAAGUUUUCCUCUUCCUCUCCUCGUACGGAGUUCAAGAUGGCGGCCUCCUGGUCGCUCUUGGUUACCUUGCGCCCCUUAGCACAGAGCCCGCUGAGAGGGAGAUGUGUUGGGUGCGGGGCCCGGGCCGCCGCUCUCGCUCCUCUGGCCACCGCCCCUGGGAAGCCCCUUUGGAAAGCCUAUACAGUUCAGACAUCUGAGAGCAUGGCCCCAACUGCCACUUCAGAGACUUACUUGAAAGCUUUGGCCGUUUGCCAUGGACCUCUGGACCACUAUGAUUUUCUGAUCAAAGCUCAUGAGCUAAAGGAUGAUGAACAUCAAAGAAGAGUCAUACAGUGUUUGCAGAAAUUACACGAGGACCUUAAAGGAUAUAAUAUAGAGGCAGAAGGCCUUUUUUCAAAGCUUUUUUCAAGGAGCAAACCUCCCAGGGGCCUGUAUGUUUAUGGAGAUGUUGGUACAGGAAAAACAAUGGUGAUGGACAUGUUUUAUGCUUAUGUGGAAAUGAAGAGGAAAAAACGGGUUCAUUUUCAUGGUUUCAUGCUAGAUGUGCACAAAAGAAUACAUCGCCUUAAACAGAGUUUGCCAAAAAGGAAACCAGGAUUCAUGGCUAAAUCAUAUGACCCAAUAGCGCCUAUAGCUGAAGAAAUCAGUGAAGAAGCAUGUCUCCUAUGUUUCGAUGAAUUUCAGGUCACUGACAUUGCUGAUGCCAUGAUUCUGAAACAGCUUUUUGAAAAUCUGUUCAAAAACGGGGUCGUCGUUGUGGCAACAUCCAACAGGCCACCGGAAGAUCUCUAUAAAAAUGGACUCCAAAGAGCUAACUUUGUACCAUUCAUAGCAGUCUUGAAGGAAUAUUGUAAUACAGUCCAGCUAGAUUCUGGGAUAGAUUACCGGAAAAGGGAACUUCCUGCUGCAGGAAAACUCUACUACCUCACAAGUGAAGCUGAUGUGGAGGCUGUCAUGGAUAAGUUGUUUGAUGAGCUGGCUCAGAAACAAAAUGAUUUAACUAGACCAAGGAUUCUAAAAGUGCAAGGCAGAGAGCUGCGCCUGAAUAAAGCCUGUGGAACCAUUGCCGACUGCACAUUUGAAGAGCUGUGUGAGAGACCACUUGGAGCCAGUGACUAUUUGGAACUAUCAAAGAAUUUUGAUACAAUAUUUUUACGAAACAUUCCGCAAUUUACUCUGGCAAACAGAACUCAAGGUCGAAGAUUCAUAACUCUCAUCGAUAACUUUUAUGAUCUCAAGGUGCGUGUAAUUUGCUCUGCGUCGACUCCUAUAUCAAGCUUAUUUUUACAUCAACAUCAUGACAGUGAGUUGGAGCAAAGCAGAAUACUGAUGGAUGAUUUGGGGCUGAGCCAGGAUUCAGCAGAAGGACUCUCCAUGUUUACUGGAGAAGAGGAAAUCUUUGCAUUUCAGCGCACGAUUUCCCGACUCACAGAAAUGCAGACUGAACAGUACUGGAACGAAGGAGACAGAACCAAGAAGUAACUGUCACUUUCACAUAAAUAAAACUCUAGACAAAUGGUUAA
Molecule: messenger RNA, 1697 nt
Organism: Mandrillus leucophaeus (drill)
Lineage: Eukaryota; Metazoa; Chordata; Mammalia; Primates; Cercopithecidae
Gene: AFG1L
Product: lactation elevated 1
Exons: 13
Coding region: 211-1656 (481 amino acids)
Cellular component (GO): mitochondrion; cytoplasm
Molecular function (GO): ATP binding; ATP hydrolysis activity
Source: RefSeq, a predicted model, not a curated record